GAGAGAGAGAGAGAGAGAGAGAGAGAGAGAGAACUUCCAUACGUUAAACUUUCGAAUCACUUGCUUAACAGACACAAUACCACACUUGUUUUCGAACUCUCUUAAAACAUGUAAAGUUCGAAUCGAAAAAAUGCGUGGCGGUAAGGAAGAUAAUUACAGACAAAUGCACCUUUUGAUGAGUUGCCACUUAAACUAUUCACUUUCCUAUUAUUUUGUAAGUGCUAGAAUCACCAUCAACCAAACAAAUGAAAAAUGAUAACAUUGUACUAGAUACAUUGCCUAGCGUGUGGUCACUUGGCAAUGAAAUGCAUCGAUUAAUGUUUAUACUACAUGGUUAGAAGAAGGAAAUUACAGGAAAAAAGUAUCGGAAAAAUAACAACAGGCAACUCCGACGGGGUCAGGUCAGAGAUGAAUGACACAAAGUGAGGAGGUCAGGUAGUUGACCCACGCCCUGCUCGCUCUCAACAUCAUGAUGACCUCUCACCUCUCUAAGAUAUUUGCGUGUAUCAUUUUAAUUCUGUCUGUAGCAAAGGCAUACAAGAUGGAGGAACCUACACCUGAAAGCAAUCUGGAGAGGGAAUUUAAGGCGCUGUCCCUGGAUCUUCUGCACACCGUCAGGAGGACCGACUUCAGAUGCCCGACCGUGUGCACGACCCUCCUCACCAGCACCUGCCAGAGCGAGUGCGAGCGCCGUGGUCUGCCGUCGCUCCCUUGUCGUCUUUUCUGCUAUUCCUCUCAAGUCACCUGCUGCCACUGCCCCGAAUUCUGCCACUAUCCGUUCCAAGACUGUUAUGCGAGGUGCUUGCUGCACGAUACUGCUUGUAAGGACAGAUGCCUUCAAACGGUCCAGUCUUGCUGUUCCAAUUCGGGGAAAUAGAUUAUAGAAAACGUGGUCGGUGGAAGGGGUGACUGAGGAUAAUUAAUGGUGGGUAUUUUGCAACCGUGAGCAAAGAAAUGUGUAAUCACCGGAGUAAUGUUUUGACAGUACCUUUGGGUUGAAUUCUUCGAUUUUUUUUGUGAGUUUAUAUCUCAUUAAUUACUUCGUAUGUAGCUUAUUUGUGUGUAUG
Molecule: messenger RNA, 1067 nt
Organism: Penaeus indicus
Lineage: Eukaryota; Metazoa; Arthropoda; Malacostraca; Decapoda; Penaeidae
Exons: 4
Coding region: 470-877 (135 amino acids)
Source: RefSeq, a predicted model, not a curated record